CUACCUCCGUAAUGUCUUCCAAUCUCGUGUUCCUUCUUAUAUUUGCAGUUGCCGCUUCGGCGAGCACCGAGUUUCCGCAGGACUUAAUAAUUGCCGUCCACGCCGACAACAAGGGAAUCAUCAAUGAAACGCAAAAGCUAGUGGACACACAAAUUGACGGGCGAAUAGUCGGUGGAUUUGACUCCCAACCUGGUCAAUUUCCCUAUUUAGUGUCUUUUAGAGUAAACAACCAGCACAUUUGCGGAGGUUCUAUAGUUAAUCAGAAUAACAUCCUCACCGCUGCACACUGUGUAGAGGCCGCAGCAUCAAACAUAAAUGAUGCGACUAUUGUAACUGGAACCGUUUUUCUUAAUCAGGGUGGUAACUCCAACAAAGUGAUCUCUAUGUAUUAUUACACGAAUUAUCCUGGUUAUUUAGACUUUGGUGUGGUCAGGGUUUCCGGCUCGAUCGAUUACAACAAUUAUCAACAACCAAUACCGCUUGCCACGAAUAGGCCACCAGGAAAUUCCCGCGCUGUUACAAGCGGAUGGGGUUUGACGUCCACUCCUCCAGGAAGUGUUCCUAAUGGACAGCAAUAUUUGUAUGUCAAUAUCAUUGACACAGAACAGUGCAGGAGUGUAUACAGUGAUAUAACCACGGAGAUCUGUACCUUGAAUGCUGUCAACCAAGGUGUAUGCAGCGGUGACAGCGGCGGUCCACUGGUUUACAAUGGCCAACUUGUUGCUGUCACAUCUCGUGCUGUUCUUUGCGCAAAAGGAUAUCCUGACAUUUUCGGCAGUGUCCCCAACAAUAUGGACAACAUUCUCAGACUAAUUAAUUCAAGUUUCUAGAUAUUCACUGUACAUCCUUUUGUUUAUAUAACGAUUUUAUUUAAUAAUAACAAACUGAAUACAUCCAUAACUGUUUUCCUUUUAAUGAAAUACACGAUACAUCAACUUAUAAUAGGGCACAAGUGUCAUCCUUUACAAAUACUAUUCAAUUUAUCUUCACCGAAUAUUUGACUCGCUAAAGAAAGUGUCCGAAUACUCGAUUAUUGAAAAAUUCUAUAACUAGACCCAAUUCUAUGUAAUAUAAAUAGCUUCGAAAAUUAUUUCACCCAACGAUAAUCAACCCGUUAAUGACUGAAGAGAUAAGAUGCCAUAAACUCUAAUAAUUAUCGCACAUCGUUUGAUGAUAACGUAUUAUCAUUUUACGUAGCCAAAUUGUGUAUCUUGUUCAGUUCGAAACGAAUGAUACAAAUAGACUUAUGAAUUAAAUGAAAUUAUUUGUCUAUGAACGGAUGUGGAAAACGACGAAGAAUGGAACGAUGGUUUUGAACUUCCGAUAGAGCCUUCGAACAUUAUUGAACGUGUUAUAAAUUAGUGUAUCUGAAUUGGGAGCAAAGAGAUCCAUAAAGUUUCGUUUGAGACUCCUUUAACACUAAUAAUAUU
Molecule: messenger RNA, 1430 nt
Organism: Colletes gigas
Lineage: Eukaryota; Metazoa; Arthropoda; Insecta; Hymenoptera; Colletidae
Product: chymotrypsin-1-like
Exons: 4
Coding region: 12-830 (272 amino acids)
Biological process (GO): proteolysis
Molecular function (GO): serine-type endopeptidase activity
Source: RefSeq, a predicted model, not a curated record